Heterobasidion irregulare TC 32-1 is the source of this 819-nucleotide messenger RNA. RefSeq lists its product as uncharacterized. The record is from RefSeq and is a predicted model, not a curated record. The transcript has 2 exons. Gene Ontology annotation, molecular function: pyridoxamine phosphate oxidase activity; FMN binding. Bases 1 to 714 code for a protein of 237 amino acids. Lineage: Eukaryota; Fungi; Basidiomycota; Agaricomycetes; Russulales; Bondarzewiaceae. Gene Ontology annotation, biological process: pyridoxine biosynthetic process.
AUGGACGCCGUGGACCCAGAGACCUACCUCCAGGAGACCGCGGACAAGAUCCAAGUCCUCGCACACGAGCAGUACAUCACCCCCGACCACCUCUCCCCCGCCUCCGUCGCCCCGAGCCCGCUCGACCAGUUCCGCGCCUGGUUCACGUCCGUGCAGGGCAAGGUCCACGAGCCCGAGGCCAUGUCCCUCUCCACCGCGACCGCCGCGGGCGUCCCCUCCGCCCGCGUCGUCCUCUUCAAGCAGCUCGACCACCGCGGCUUCGUCUUCUACACCAACUACGCCUCGCGCAAGUCGCGCGAGCUCGCAGAGAACCCGCGCGCCGCCCUCGCCUUCUACUGGCGCGAGGUCCACAAGCAGGUCCGCGUCCUCGGUCACGUCGAGAAGCUCUCCAGGGAGGAGAGCGAGGCCUACUUCCGCAGCCGCCCCCUCGGCAGCCGCAUCGGCGCCUGGGCGAGCAGGCAGAGCGCCGUCGUCGGCGAGGACGAGCUGCAUCACCACGUCGAGGAUGUUGAGAAGCGCUUCGGCGUCAAGCAAGACGAUCCCGAUGGUGAUAUCCCGCUGCCUGAGUUCUGGGGAGGCUGGAGGGUCAUCCCGACCGAGGUCGAGUUCUGGGCUGGAAAGCCUUCUCGCCUUCACGAUCGCGUGCGGUACCUCCGCAAAGAAGGCUCGACAGACGAGUCGCCAGAGUGGACAAUAGAGAGGUUGUCACCCUAGCUAGAGCAUGUGAGGGCACGACACGAUUGCCCCAGGGAAAGAAGUAUACAAUAGAUUUGUACGAGCUAUGAAUGUUAUACAAUUCCUGCGUAGAGGGGAAACUCC